This is a messenger RNA of Vitrella brassicaformis, 2233 nucleotides long. Lineage: Eukaryota; Vitrellaceae. The record is from the annotation of a GenBank genome assembly.
CUCUUUCUCAGCUCGCGCAUAGCUGAACACGCGCUAGACGGAAAAACCACUGUUCCAUCAUCCAUCCAUCCGCCUUUCCAUUGGAGCAGUCGGCCACGUGUAAGUGUCGAGAGAAACAAGGGCAGACAGGCACAUGAUUUGAGAGCUCGCAGCACACCGAUACCAACCAACACUGUCUGCCGACCCGUACACACAUUUACCCAUCCGUCACAACACUCACAGAAUGAGGCAGGGAGAAGGUAGCAAUGACGGACACACAGGCGCAAAAAUGCAUGCCUUGCUUCUAGAUGGUGUGGUGGGAGGGGAGGGUGUGUGCAGCAAGCCAGUAGGGUAGCCCAGCUAGUGGAGCCCUCUCGCCGUCAUGACCUCCAGCAUCUUCUUGCCCAUCUCUGCCGGCGAUCGAACCACCUCCACACCUGCAGACAGACAGACAGACAGACAGAUAGACAGACAGACAGACAUGUACAAUGAGACAUGACCGGUCCGCCGCCGUGUCCGCGUGUCUUCCCUGACCUGCUUCCUCGAGUGCCUUGAUUUUGUCCUCGGCGCCGCCCUUGCCUCCGGAGAUGAUGGCGCCGGCAUGACCUGAUGGAUGGAUGAAUGGUGCCAAAGUGGUCGGGUUCUCUGGUGCUCUCCGUCUGUGCGGCCGUGUUUACCCAUUCUGCGUCCAGGUGGGGCGGUGAGGCCGGCAAUGAAGCUGACCACAGGCUUGUUCUCCUUGUUGUGGUCUGCAGACGGGAGACAGGGAAAGGAGAGAGAUUCCCAUCGGUUUGUUGAUCGUGUGUCGGCCACGGCAUGUACCCUUGAGCCAUGCAGCGGCAUCCUCCUCAGCGCUGCCGCCGAUCUCGCCAAUCAUUAUGAUGCCUGGGCAAACAAAUGCAUGUACAUGCAGCCGUCCACACACACACACACUCCCUGCCUCUGUGAGGUGUGUGUCAGUACCUUUGGUCUGCGGGUCUUCGACGAAUUUUUCGAGGCAGUCGAUGAAGUUGGUCCCGUUGAAAGGAUCGCCCCCUAUGCCUGCACGACAGAGGCACCAACACAACAAGAGGCAACGUCGAUUUUGGCCUCUCUCCUCUCUCCCUCUCUCCCUCCCUCCGUUCUUGUGUGCCCUCCGUGCGUGUGUGUUGCUUCAUACCGACGCAUGUUGACUGUCCCAGCUUGACAGUGGACGUCUGAUUGACCGCCUCGUAAGUCAGUGUGCCGCUGCGGCUCACCACACCUAACCACAAACACAUAGAUAUACCUAACACACAUACACGCAGGCAGGCAGGCAGGCAUGGCGAGCCCGGCGCUCACGGACCGAUGCAUCCUGGAUUGUGGAUGUAUCCCGGCAUGAUGCCGAUUUUGCAUUCUCCCGGCUUGAUGAUGCCCGGGCAGUUGGGUCCGAUGAGUCGGGUCUUGCUCUGCUUCAUGAGAGCGUUCUUGACCUUGACCAUGUCUUGCUGCGGGAUGCCCUCGGUGAUGCACACCACCAACCCUAGCUCGGCCUCCAUCGCCUCCAAUAUCGCCUUGGCCGCGAAACUCGGCGGCACGUAAAUGACCGACGCGUCACAGCCCGUCUUCUCCUUAGCCUGUGGUGGACGAGUGGGCAAAGAAAACACACACGCAACAAUACUCAUCUCAUCCACGUGACAUGACAUCUGUGUGUGGCUGUGUGCUGUGUGGCUGACCUCCUUGACUGAUGCGAAGACAGGUAGCGAGUACUUGUUGUCGUGUGAGUGCCAUGUGGUGCCGGCCUUGGAGGGGUUGACGCCACCCACCAUCUGCGUGCCGUACUCGAGCGCCUGCUCCGUGUGAAACGUCCCCUACCAAUCAUUCCCACAAGACACACACAAGUACACACAACUGAUCACUGCCCGCGUGUGUGUGUGUCUGUGUGUGUGAGUGUGUGUACCUGUUUGCCUGUGAGUCCCUGGCAAAUGACCUUUGUGUUCUUAUCGACAAACACUCUGGCGGUGGAGGAGAAGCGACUGCCCUGAAAUACACGCCAAGGCCGAGCAAGCAAUGAAAGGGUGAUGGUGCUUUUCUCUUCGGGCAUACCGCCCGCAGGAGUGGCGUCACCGAGGCCAUAGACGGCAGUGCUGAGACCGCAGAGGCCGCCUUGGCGGCAAUUUCACGUCUUGCAAACAUCUGCUUGCGAAUACGCAGGAAGCGCAAGGGGACCUCUCCUAUGUUUGUCUGAUUCCCUUACCCCUUCUUCCUCUGCGAGCUAAGCCAAUGGUCUGCGUCG